Cuscuta europaea is the source of this 1753-nucleotide messenger RNA. The record is from the annotation of a GenBank genome assembly. NCBI's taxonomy places the organism in Eukaryota, Viridiplantae, Streptophyta, Magnoliopsida, Solanales, Convolvulaceae.
GCAAGCAGCUACCAUAGCAACAUAUACAUUGAAGGGGAGAGGUUCAAGAAUUAUCAAAACAGGGAAGAAGAGAUCAAUAAAGUGAGUAAUUCCACUGAAAUUGGUCAAGUUUAAUUAUUUAUAGAGAAAUGCAAGGAAAAGAAAUAGAAGUUGCAUAUAUGGGUGAAGAGAGUGAGGAGUAUUUACAAACAGUUUGUGUUCUUGAUGCAUCCACCUUUGUGGGCUACUGGAUCUUGAAGAAACUCCUCCUUAAAGGCUAUACUGUUCAUGCUGCUGUCCAGGAUACUGGAGAGAAAGAAAUUAUAAACAAAGUCAAGGAUUUGCAGAAAACAGUGAAGGAGAAACUGGUGAUAUAUAGUGUGGAUGUGUUGAGUUACAGAAGCAUUGUUGAAGCCCUUAGAGGCUGUUCUGGUCUUUUUUGUUCCCUUGACAAUCCAGAUUGCUAUGAUGAAAUGGUUGCAGAUUUAGAGGUUAAGGGCAUAAUCAAUGUGAUGGAGGCAUGUGCACAAAGUGACAGCAUACACAAAGUUGUGUUGACCUCAUCUUUAACAGCAGCCAUUUGGACAGCCAACAUCUCUUCUCUCAAGGGUGUGGAUGAAACCUCAUGGAGCAACACAGAUUUUUGCAUAAAAAAUAAGCUAUGGUAUGCCCUUGCAAAGACAAAGAGUGAGCAGGCAGCAUUGGCACUGGCUAUGGACAGAAUGGUGAACAUGGUGUCCAUAACUGCGGGCCUAGUGAAUGGGCCCGGUGUCGCUCAGCUGAGCUCUGCCCCUACGCUGUCGUAUCUCGAAGGCGCGGCGGAGAUGUAUCAAAAUGGAGUGUUGGCUGUGGUUCAUGUUGAGUUUCUUGCAGACGUUCAUAUUCGGGCUUUCGAGGAUCAGUCCACUUGCGGGAGAUACUUUUGCUUCAACACAACCGUAACUUGUGAGGAAGAUGCUGUUAGACUUGCACAAAGUUUGACUCCUUUGAUUCCCUUACCCCCUGCAAGGUAUUCAAUUCCCCUUAUUCUUCAAUACUCCAUUCCAAAAUGUAUUUCAUGUUCAUAGAUGUUGUUGAUCUCUUUGCAUUACCAUUAAUAAUUAAUACACUAAAAUGAUAAGAAAUAAUUUGACUUCCAAAAACAGAAAUACUAUGUUUUUUAAGAAUUAAUGUCAUCCUGAAACGAGACAUUAAUAUCGCUGUGCGAUGACAUUCAUAAUGCUGUAUUAAUGUUUGAUCGUUUCAGGAUAACAACACCCCGCUCCUAUUUUCGGGAAAAACAUACAAGUAGUUAGGCCUUAGUUGUAAACUUGUAAAGAUAGUACAUUUUAGGAGGUACAAUUUGAUGUUAAUUGUAGGUCUUAGUUAUAAUUUGAUGUUAAUUGUAGGUACAAAUGCCAAUCAAGUGAGGUUUAUGGAGAGAGAUUAAUGACCAAGAGGUUGAACAAGCUGGUAGAAGGAGUAACAGCUAUUGCAUGUUAGGAGGAUUCAGUUCCUUCACAUGCUAAUGAAAUUUAGAGUCCAUUCCAUUGGAUUAUUACGCGUGUAUAUGUUUAUCUCAUGAUGAUUAGAGAGCGUAAAUGGAGGAGGCUUGUCAUUAAUAAUUUAUUCUGUUUUUUAUUGUUAAGGAAAUUAAUAAUUUGUGUUUGGUAAUACUCCCUCCGUCCCCCUAAUAUUGGUACGGAAGGGAGUGUUUUGAUUUUUAAGAAAAGUAAAAUUAUGUGGUUGUAAUGAGUUGAUAAAGUGGCAAUAAAAUAAGAAUGAAUUAGAGCCA